GGAACUUCUGUUUCCCAGAUUUAUAUUUGCUGAAGAUCUUUUUCAUCCCUUUGUUUAUUCUAUUAAUCGGUCACGAAUCUUAGCUUAAUUUGUUAUUUGUGUUCGUUGUUUCUUUUUUAUUGCAUUUUAAUUAAUAAGUUGUACGGUUUAAGUUCAAUAGUUAGGGGCAAAAACUUGACUACCUCUCAACUCCAUUUUCAUCCAACUUUCUCCCAAAAUCUUCAAUAAUUUCGAUAGUUUCAUCAUAGUAAUACGUAGUAAAGUAUAGUAUAGCCAUUCAUUCUUUGCAUCACUAUUUCGCUUAUUCAUUUGAUGGGUUAUGUGAACACUUCAAAUAGCAUAAAGAUCAUCAUCUUAUGCAGUUUCGUCGUCAUCGUCGUGCUUAGGGGCACUAUUGGAAUUGGAAACCUCGAUAGAUCUAUAUCUGGAGUAGAGAAUCGAGCCCUCAAUAACGAGACAAAUCAAGUCCUUGUAGACACAAAUUUCAACAAGAACACACUGGAUCAAAAUGGUAAGAAUGAACCACCCGUUAACCCUAAUGUGACCUACACAUUGGGUCCAAUGGGUCAAGAUUUCGACAAGGAUUUAUCAGAUCCUAAUCACCAGGACAAGCCACCUAUCGACCUCAAUGUUACCUAUACGUUGGGGCCAAAGAUAGACAAUUGGGAUUCCCUACGCCAAGAAUGGAUCAAGCAAAACCCGAACUUUCCUAACAUAGUAGGUGGGAAAGGCCGGGUUUUGCUUGUGACGGGUUCACCACCCGACCCUUGUGAAAACCCAUUUGGGGAUCACUAUUUGGUGAAGGGGAUUAAGAACAAGAUUGACUAUUGUAGGUUACAUGGGAUUGAGAUUAUGUACAACAUGGCACAUCUAGAUGAAGAAAUGUCCGGGUUUUGGUCAAAACUACCCUUGAUUAGGAGACUAAUGAUUUCACACCCAGAAGUUGAGUGGUUUUGGUGGUUGGAUAGUGAUGCACUUUUCACCGAUAUGGUAUUUGAAGUUCCACUACAAAAGUACAAAGACCACAACCUUGUGAUCCAUGGGUAUCCGGGUUUGUUAGAGGAGAAAUCAUGGAUAUCACUCAACACCGGAAGCUUUCUCCUACGAAAUAGUCAAUGGUCAUUAGACUUGCUAGACGCUUGGGCCCCCAUGGGCCCAAAGGGUACGAUAAGGGAUGAGGCCGGGAAGAUCCUAGCCGCGAAUUUAAAAGGAAGGCCCGUUUUUGAGGCAGACGAUCAAUCCGCAUUGAUAUACUUGUUGAUCACUCAAAAGGAGAAAUGGAUGGAGAAGGUGUUUAUUGAGAAUUCUUACUAUUUGCACGGGUUUUGGUUGGGUUUAGUUGACAAAUAUGAAGAAAAUGUUGAGAAGUACCAUUCUGGAUUAGGGGAUGAAAGGUGGCCUUUUGUGACACAUUUUGUGGGGUGUAAGCCUUGUAAUAGUUUCCGGGAUUACCCGUUUGAGAAAUGUUUUAAGAGUAUGGAAAGAGCGUUUAAUUUUGCCGACGAUCAAGUUCUUAAGCUAUAUGGGUUAAGGCAUGGAAGCUUAUUGAAUCCUAAUGUUAAGAGGUUUAGAAAUGAAAGUGAUAAACCUCUCAAGUUUGUAGAUGAAUUUGAUAUCCGAAGACAUAUAGUCAUUGGUUCAUCAAAUUAAAGUGUUUGUAAUAACGCGUAUUUUUUGUUGAUGAAUGUCGAUUCAAUUAUAUACUUCGUACUACGUAUGUAAUUAUGCAUUGUAUAGCAGAAUGUCACAAAAUAUUUUUGGCUCGAUGAUAUUAGUUAAGGAGUAUAGACUUAUACGUAGUUCCAUAGCGAUGUUGAUUUUUAUAGACUUGUAGCCGCAUAGUCAUAUUGAUCUACGGAAUAAUAUUAAUUUAUUCGUAC
This is a messenger RNA of Spinacia oleracea (spinach), 1880 nucleotides long. Its product is annotated as probable xyloglucan 6-xylosyltransferase 3. The transcript has a single exon. The coding region runs from base 313 to 1650 and encodes 445 amino acids. Gene Ontology annotation, molecular function: hexosyltransferase activity. Gene Ontology annotation, biological process: xyloglucan biosynthetic process. Gene Ontology annotation, cellular component: membrane; endosome; trans-Golgi network. Lineage: Eukaryota; Viridiplantae; Streptophyta; Magnoliopsida; Caryophyllales; Amaranthaceae. The record is from RefSeq and is a predicted model, not a curated record.